CACUAGUUUUACUUUGGGCUUAUAAUCCAACCUUGACCUUAGCACCUGUGCAAGAUGCUGUCAUCCAGGGCCCGUCAGCUGCUUUGUGUUGCUCAAAGGUCUGGAAAUCUCGUUAAAAAGCAGUUUGCUGCUGCUGCAUCAACUGAUGUGAACCCAUUUCAUUUUCAAGACAUUUUCGAACUGGAAAAGAAACCAGACUUACCAUGGAAGAAACUUACAGGUGAUUAUGUGUCCACAUUCGAGGUAAAAGGCAAGCGAUGCCUGCAGGUUGAACCAGAGGCACUAACCAUGAUAGCUGAACAGGCCAUGAUCGACAUUGCACAUCUCCUCAGGCCUGCUCACCUUCAGCAACUUUCAAACAUACUGAAGGACCCUGAAUCAUCCAGCAAUGAUAAGUUUGUAGCCCUGGAGCUGCUGAAGAAUGCCAGUAUUGCUGCCAACAUGGUGCUACCAGGCUGCCAGGACACAGGGACAGCUAUUUGCAUGGGGAAGAAAGGACAGUAUGUAUGGACGGAGGGAAAUGAUGCAGAGGCCAUUUCAAGAGGCAUCUAUAACACAUACACACAGAAGAACCUAAGAUAUUCACAGGUUGCUCCACUGAACAUGUACAAAGAGGUGAACACCAAAACCAAUCUGCCCGCCCAGAUUGAGAUCUACUCUACCCCCGGGGGUCAGUAUGACUUCCUCUUUAUCGCCAAGGGUGGUGGCUCGGCGAACAAGACAUUUCUCUUCCAGCAGACCAAAGCACUGUUGAACCCUGAGAAAUUGUUGAAGUUUGUCAAUGAGAAAGUAAAGACACUGGGCACAGCAGCCUGCCCUCCAUACCAUCUCGCUUUUGUUGUGGGUGGUACAUCAGCGGAAUUUAACCUGAAGACAGUCAAACUGGCCUCAACUAAAUAUCUCGAUACACUGCCAACAUCGGGUAACGAACAUGGCCGAGCCUUCCGUGACCUGGAGCUUGAACAGGAGAUCCAUAAAUUGACUCAGAAAAUGGGAAUCGGUGCCCAGUUUGGGGGCAAGUACUUCUGUCAUGAUGUGAGGGUGGUUCGCCUUCCCCGGCAUGGGGCAUCAUGCCCGGUGGGACUGGGUGUAUCAUGUUCAGCUGACCGGCAGAUAGUGGGAAAGAUCACAGAGGAGGGAGUAUUCCUUGAACAGCUGGAGACCAACCCUGACAAGUUCCUGCCGGAAAUCAAGGAUGAUGAACUCGGAGGCGAGGUGGUCAAGGUAGAUCUGAACCAGCCAAUGCCUGAGGUUCUUAACCUGCUCAGCAGCUAUCCAAUCAGAACGAGGCUCAGCCUGAAUGGUACGUUGAUAGUGGCCCGAGAUAUCGCACACGCCAAGCUACAGGAGAGGCUGGAUAAGGGGGAGGGACUUCCAGAAUACAUGAAGAACCAUCCGGUAUACUAUGCUGGGCCUGCCAAGACACCUGAUGGUUAUGCUAGCGGUUCAUUUGGCCCAACCACUGCGGGCCGUAUGGACAGUUAUGUGGACUCGUUCCAAGCAGCAGGGGGCAGUAUGAUCAUGCUGGCAAAAGGAAACAGAAGUAAACAGGUGACAAAUGCUUGCAAGAAGCAUGGAGGAUUCUACCUGGGAUCUAUUGGCGGCCCAGCAGCCAUCUUGGCCAAGAACUGUAUCAAGAAAGUGGAAGUCAUGGAGUACCCGGAACUCGGUAUGGAGGCAAUCUGGAAGUGUGAAGUAGAGGACUUUCCUGCAUUCAUUGUAGUGGACAACAAAGGCAAUGACUUCUUUAAGGAGUGGCAGGUCGAGUGAUUUACACCUCUGUUACAGUGGAGAAGUCAUGGAAGUUCCGGAUGAUACGUUGAAGCUAUACAUCUUCACGAAAUGUUUAGAUUUGGGCCUUUUAUCCUAUGUGUUACAGUGACACACUUAUUCAAAAUCAAUACAUACACAUGUAUAACAAACAUAAUUUUUAAGUGUUAAACCUUUAACUACUUACAUAAUAAUGCAUUUAUGUAAAAUAUUAAUUACUGAUAACAAGAUUGAAACCAUGUAUUUAAUAACUGAAACGCAAAAAUAUUAAAUGAUUGGUGAUUGCUAAAAAAUUAACUGCGAUUUACUAUCCUCUCAUAAGGUUGAAAUACAGUGUUUUUUGCACCUUUCUUUCAAAUUAAACUUGGUAUUCUUCAUGAAAACCAUUGUUUUCGACUUAUUUUCAUCCUUUUUGGUAUAAUUAAACAAUUAUAUUAAUUGUGGUAAAUCUUUUUUUAAGAGUGCAUCUUUAAACAUAAAGGAUUUUGUUUUGGUUAUUUUAACCAACAAUGAGUAAAGCAUUCUCCCUUUGUUUUCUAUAUUAACUUUUGUUUUUAAAGCAUUCAACAUUGGCAAAUAAACGAAUCAGUGAACAUUAAUUAGGCCUCAUCACCUUAUUAAACAAGGCCAAUGGCCCAAUUCUCCAUGAUUAUUAGUGAUAGUUAUGAUCUGGUCCUGGUUAGCAACCCUAGCAUUAGACAGCUUAUGUGAUUUUGAUGUAAAAUUUGAUAUCCUUUGUUAUUGUAAAACUGUAAUAGUGUACAUCAUGAAAGUUGCUAUUGUUGUACUAUGUUAGUUUUAAGAUGGCUUUUAUGAGGACAAUUGUAAGAGGGGUUCAAUGACUGUGAUUAGAAAAAUAUUUACCUUUUAGACAGAGUGAUAUAAAGUUCGAACUUCAUGGAUAUUUUGCCUUUCAGUCAAUAUUACUUUAAUGAGGGGCGAUCUAAACUUUGUCUUCAACUGUAAUUCUCUAAUCUAUGCAGGAAAUACACAACAGCAGAGUCCAUAUGUUUUUUUUAUCGCCCCUCUUAUUUAAAAAAAAUAAAUAUUAUAUGUUGCUUAUAUAUUCAUGCUUUGGUUGCGUUAUUUGCACUAGAGCUGCUGUAUUUCUUUCAUGUAUUCCUUUCAGAAGUCGAGUAAGUGCUCUGUUUCUAUUUAUUCUGCAAUUAUGUUAAUGCUUUUUAUUUUUUUAUUUAUGGUAUGUAUUAAAAUACAUCAUAAAAUAUUUUCUGUUAUGACACUUCGGGUAUGGCAUGUGAAACGAAGUGUGUCAUUUAUAGUAAUAAAAUGAUUUCAAAACUG
Molecule: messenger RNA, 3072 nt
Organism: Mya arenaria
Lineage: Eukaryota; Metazoa; Mollusca; Bivalvia; Myida; Myidae
Product: fumarate hydratase class I, aerobic-like
Exons: 13
Coding region: 55-1770 (571 amino acids)
Biological process (GO): generation of precursor metabolites and energy
Molecular function (GO): fumarate hydratase activity
Source: RefSeq, a predicted model, not a curated record